AGGGGGAUGAGCGCCUGUCGAGGCCCAAUCAGCGCCUUUGUGUUGCCUGCCGGUGCCGGGGACUGGUCGUGAGGAGCUACUGCGGCGCUUCAGGAUCAGCGAGUGAACCCGGAUCCAGAGCAACCUGAAGGGCGAAGGCAAGUCAGGAUGGAGCGGAUGUCUGAGGAGGCGUUGCGGUUGAACCUGCUGAAGCGGGGUUUGGAGACGGCGGAUGAGAGAGAGGAAGCACUGGCCAAGCGGCUGAAGAUGGAGGGCCAUGAGGCCAUGGAGAGGCUGAAGAUGCUGGCCUUGCUCAAGCGCAAGGACCUGGCUGCGCUGGAAGGUGCCGCAAUGGCGGCAGCCAUGGCUGAGGGUAAAGUCCCCGGGGGCAGCCAGGGGCUGAUGGGGGCCUCAGCCUACGAGGAGAAGUUGAAUGGCAACCUGAGGGCUAUUGGCCACGGAGGGCCUAGCAAGAACGGCAAAGAGAAUAUGAUGGAUGAACCCGUAGAUAUGAGCGCCAAAAGGAGUGAUGUGGACCGACAGAGACGCACUCCAUCUCCAGACGUGAUCAUCCUGUCAGAUAAUGAAGCGUCCAGCCCGCGGAGCACCCCGCGUCCAGAGGAGCGGCACCACCACCCCAACCUGGAGAUGUUCAAGGGGAAGACGGGUGAGGAGAGGCAGCAGAUGAUCAAAGCGCUGCGUGAGGAGCUGAGGCUGGAGGAGGCCAGGCUGGUGCUGCUGAAGAAGCUGAGACAGAGCCAGAUGCAGAAAGAGAAUGUGGUGCAGAAGGUUCCAGUGGUCCAAAACGCGCCCUCCUCCGUGCAGCCCUCUCCCAUCCACAGCUCACAGGGGCUGAAUAAGCUGCCCGUUCGGCCCGGCAUGCACACCUCCGAGCCCCAGAACCUCCGCACAGCACAGGGCCACACGGUGAUCAGGUCCGCUGCCAGUGCCUCCCUGCCCCCGAUGAUGAUGUCCCAGCGUGUGAUCGCCCCUAACCCAGCCCAGCUGCAGGGUCAGAGAGUGCCCUCUAAGCCUGGCAUGGGCCGAUCCUCCACAGGGAGCAUGGGCAAUGCAGUCAACUACCAGCAGGCUGCCAGCCAGCAGGUGGCGGCCUCCCAGCGCUCCAGCUCUUCCACAGCCAUCUACAUGAACCUGGCUCACAUGCAGGCGGCCGGGGCAGCGGGGGUUCCAGGCGUUGGGGUGGGUGUAAGCGGAGUUGGGGCAGUCAGCCCCUCCACACUACCCAGCGGCUCCAGCGUGGCUGCUGUGGGCGGUGUGGGCUCGCUGAGUGACCAGGCCAGCAGUCAGGCGGCUGCCAAACUGGCCCUACGCAAGCAGCUGGAGAAAACCCUUCUGGAGAUCCCACCACCUAAACCCCCCGCUCCCCUGCUCCACUUCCUGCCCUCAGCUGCCAACAGCGAGUUCAUCUACAUGGUGGGUUUGGAGGAGGUGGUCCAGAGCGUCAUCGAUAGCCAGGGUAAAAUGAGGGGGUCUCUGGCCCGCACAGAGCCGUUUUUCUGUGCCCAGUGCAGGACCGACUUCACCCCCCACUGGAAGCAGGAGAAAAGCGGACGCAUCCUGUGUGAGCAGUGCAUGACCUCCAAUCAGAAGAAGGCCCUGAAGGCUGAGCACACCAACCGGCUGAAGAACGCCUUCGUCAAGGCCCUGCAGCAGGAGCAGGAGAUUGAGCAGAGGCUGCAGCAGCAGGCUGCUCUCUCCCCAAGCUCGGCUCAGACUGUGCCCAGCGUCAGUAAGGCUGAGAGCAUGAUCCGACACCAUGCUCUCCGACAGGCUCCUCAGCCACAGGCUGACCUGCAUCGGGGUCUGUCCAGCUCAGCACGGGGCGUGCUCUCUAACUUUGCCCAGGCCUCCCAGCUCUCAGUGGCAAGUGGCCUGUUGGGUAUGACCAGCAAGCACUGCGGUGGGGCCAGUGGCAGCAGCAGUCGGCAGCAGCACGAAAGCCGCCGGCAAAUCUACAACAUCCCUGGCCUGAAUAUUGCCUAUUUGAACCCAGGAGGUGUGGGAGGCCAUAAGGCAUCCAGUCUAGCAGACCGACAGAGGGAGUACCUGCUGGACAUGAUCCCCCCGCGCUCCAUAUCUCAGUCCAUCACCGGCCAGAAAUGAGCUCCAGCAGACCAUAGGCCCCUUCUGGACACCCUUCCACCCCUAAUCCCUACACACACACACACACACACUCUCACACACGAAAACACACAUACACACACACGCGCACACACAGCAACCAUCACCCCCCGUCGCAUGCAGUGCCUGUCCGUGUGCCUACCCAACUAACCCAUGAGAACGACUCAGCCAGAUGAUGAACACCAGACUGUCAGUGCAUCUCGAAUUCAAUUUCCUACUAUAGCAAAGCUCUUUAUUUCAACUUAUUAUUGCUGUUAUUGCUAUGUUUAUUAU
This is a messenger RNA of Colossoma macropomum (tambaqui), 2394 nucleotides long. RefSeq names its product GATA zinc finger domain containing 2B (gene gatad2b). The record is from RefSeq and is a predicted model, not a curated record. The transcript has 11 exons. Gene Ontology annotation, molecular function: sequence-specific DNA binding. Gene Ontology annotation, biological process: negative regulation of transcription by RNA polymerase II. Lineage: Eukaryota; Metazoa; Chordata; Actinopteri; Characiformes; Serrasalmidae. Bases 148 to 2103 code for a protein of 651 amino acids. Gene Ontology annotation, cellular component: NuRD complex.